AUGCGGUUGCAAUCCUUAUUAUCGCAGGCGAUCCUGCUUGUUUCAGCCCUGCAACACGGAGCAGCGGCAGCUUCAUGGACCUUUACAGAUGGCACUGUCAGUGUCGCGGCCAAAGGCGCAGGAGUCGGAGGUGGCCUCAAGGAGACGCUCGCACCGUCUAAACCUCUCACCUCCUCUGUGAAGCUGGGCGCCGCGGACACGCUGAAGGUGGUCUUGACCACACAGGAGGGGAAGUUGGCCAAACGGCCACACCAAGCAUUCCUGCUCCUGCAAGAUUCACACGGCAAACUUGACGUCUCGUUUCCCUUCAGUGUCAAAGAGUCGGGGAAGGCAAAGGUCGAACUGACACACAAGGACCUCCCGCUCCAGUUCCUACGCUCCUCAACCCCCCUGAGCGCGAGCAUCAUCAUUGCCUCAUUUGGCACGUCGGAAGGGUACAACGGCAAGGCAUUCCCCCUGACAAUCGAGCUCGACCCAAACGUCCCCAUUCCGGCAGCAGAGACACCCCUACGCUACGGCAAACUGUCGGAGAUACACCAUGUUUUUCGGCCUGACCCGAAGAGUCCGAAUAUUGUAAUCACUCUGGUUUUCUUGGGUGCGGUACUGGCUACACUGCCAGCCUUGCUUGGGGCUUGGCUUUACAUCGGCGGCAACAUCAACCAUCUCGGCAAAGCACUCUCCGACGCACCAAUCUCGCACACACUUUUCCUUGGCUCGGUUGUGGGCAUCGAAGGUGUUUUCUUUCUUUAUUACACCAUCUGGAACCUAUUCAAAACAUUGCCGAUACUGUUGGCAUUGGGAGUUGUUGCAUUCCUUUCCGGAAGUAGGGCCCUCACGGAAGUGCAGGAACGUCGACUGGCCGGAUUGCGGUGA
Capronia epimyces CBS 606.96 is the source of this 873-nucleotide messenger RNA. RefSeq lists its product as uncharacterized. NCBI's taxonomy places the organism in Eukaryota, Fungi, Ascomycota, Eurotiomycetes, Chaetothyriales, Herpotrichiellaceae. The record is from RefSeq and is a predicted model, not a curated record. Gene Ontology annotation, cellular component: membrane; oligosaccharyltransferase complex. Gene Ontology annotation, biological process: protein N-linked glycosylation. The transcript is spliced from 4 exons. Bases 1 to 873 code for a protein of 290 amino acids.